Messenger RNA from Pistacia vera, 1178 nucleotides. RefSeq names its product fruit protein pKIWI502. Gene Ontology annotation, molecular function: oxidoreductase activity. Lineage: Eukaryota; Viridiplantae; Streptophyta; Magnoliopsida; Sapindales; Anacardiaceae. The record is from RefSeq and is a predicted model, not a curated record. The transcript has 5 exons. The coding region runs from base 150 to 1052 and encodes 300 amino acids.
CACGUGGAUCUCAUCUAAAAAGGUCCACUCAACCCAUUAUUUUGACCAAAACCCGCCACCUCAUCACCCAAAACUCUCCCGACCACCUUUGCCGCCGCCACCAAACACUCAGUUCGUCAUAUAAUCUUUCUCUUCCAACCGACCCAAACAUGUCCUUAACUCUCUCUCUAUCACCCUCCCUCCCCCAUGCGCACCUUAGCCCCUCCCGCCAUCCCAUGUCUAUCCUGCGCCGCCUCCCCACCUUCCCCCACCACCUAAAACCUCUACACCUUAAACCUCGCCGUCGGUACUUCGCCACAGUCGCUGCCGCAGCCGUACGGCAGGACACCACCGUCUGGACUCCAGUCCCGCUCUCCGAAGUCUCCCCUGCCGCCGAGUCGCUGUUCCACAUAUCGAUAGACGUCUCUGGUGCGCCGGAUCUCGUGGAAGGUCACACGCACGCGGGACAGUACCUCCAGCUCCGUCUCGCCGACGUAGCCAAGCCGACCUUUCUCGCUAUCGCCUCUCCGCCGUCAUUUGCGUCCGCGAGUGGCUCGUUUGAGUUCCUUGUGAAGAGUAUAACUGGUUCGACGGCGGAGGUGCUGUGUGGGUUGAAGAAGGGAGAUGUUGUUGAGAUUAGUCAAGUCAUGGGAAGAGGUUUCGAUAUCGAUCGAAUCCAGCCGCCUGAUGCGUAUCCAACGGUUGUAAUUUUCGCUACCGGAUCGGGAAUUAGUCCAAUCCGGUCGCUUAUAGAAGCAGGAUUUAGUGCGAAUGACAGACCUGAUGUGAGACUCUAUUAUGGAGCUAGAAGCCUCAAGAGAAUGGCUUAUCAGGAUAGGUUUAAAGAAUGGGAAGCUUCUGGUGUUAAGAUUGUGCCUGUUUUAUCGCAACCUGAUGGGAAUUGGUCUGGUGAAACUGGCUAUGUACAGGCUGCUUUUGCUAGAGCCAAGCAGAUUUAUAGCCCUGAGGGCACUGGUGCUAUUCUAUGUGGGCAAAAACAGAUGGCUGAGGAAGUAACUUCAAUUCUUGUAGAGGAAGGAGUGUCGAGUGAGAAGAUAUUGAAGAACUUCUAACAGAAAUUCAUAGGGGAUUACUAUAAAUUGUUGUAUUAUUGUUGAGCUACAGUUGGUAGUGAUUCUUUCUUCCAAGUGCUGCUGAGGAUCAAAUUUCUCUCCCAGCUAAUAAAAUCCAAUUUUGCA